AUGCGCUCAGCGCGGCCCCAUCAACAGCUUCCUCAAGAGACUUACUGUUGUUUCUGCUCGGGGCCAUUGCAAAAUGCGCUUGAUAACUGGGACUGCAACUCCAUCGCGGAUCCAACAAUCGACGAGUCGGUUCCCGCAGAGGUUACCAUUUCGGAACGAGAUGGUGCUGUUUGGGAACAAUGCGUCUGUAUAACACCUGAGGCUCCUGAGACCCGUAUGCUAAUAUACGCCGCCGUCCGCGAUGUCGAUGACUUUCGUAAUGCUUAUGUCGAUGGGUGGGAUGAAGAAUUAAUCGCUGGAGAGGAUAAUCUCUUAAUCCAUCCAGUUUGUCUGGCAUUCAUAUGUCGGCAUAACGACAUAACCGCAAAACAACUAUGGGGGGCCAUUUUCGACCACGACAAUGCCAAAUGGUCACGUACGGGCCAAAUAGACGGUGUCUGUUACUACGAGAUUGAAAAGAGAUGUCAAACCCUCUUCAAUUAUGAUGCAUAUGCAGAAACAUCGCACGAUUUAGGAUGGUUACUAACGAGGCCGACGUGUCUGCCUGCACCAAAAGAGCUCCAGCUUGUGGUCACCAUGGGCCCGGCUUUGGGAUCUGGGCAUAAGGUAUUUGAUAUCCCCGAGUUAUUCGGUUAUAUCCUUCAAUAUGUUAUCGAUGUGCCGCUCGCCGAUAUCGAAUCUGAGCUCAAAGCUAACCUACCCGAAAUCCACCAGCCCAAAGCCAGCCGUAGGAUAUUCGAAGCUCCAUCGGCUAUUACCGCAGCCAAAAUCCUGCUUUCCCUAGUCCAAGUCAAUCGAUCAUUCUAUCACGCGAUAGUGAGCAUCCGACAAGAUCUCUUUUUGCAAGCAAUGCAGAACUUUGGAUGGAUGCUUCCCUUCACACCAGCCGAUUGGAUUGAUAGCGAGUGGCCGGAUACGGUUCUAAGAGGCAAAGCUGUUCCGAUGGGUCCCACCAUUGACUGGCGUGCUUAUAUGCUGGAUUGCCUCUGCAAGAGGACUCCGGGCAUUCGUAACCGAUGGAGGUUACAUAAGGUGGCAGUACAGUUUGCUCACUAUCGGGAAGCAGGAAGCUUAGCGUUCAAACCUGAUUUGAAAAGGGCGGAAGCAAAAGGUUGGGAGGUUGGUGUACGCUGGUGGUAA
Fusarium venenatum is the source of this 1140-nucleotide messenger RNA. The record is from RefSeq and is a predicted model, not a curated record. Lineage: Eukaryota; Fungi; Ascomycota; Sordariomycetes; Hypocreales; Nectriaceae.